GGCAGGGAGCAGUCCCAGUACGAUGACAGCAUCCAGCUUUUAGCCAAACCCCCCGCACACCACAUCACCAUCAUCAUCUGGCGCGAGAGGAUAUUUUCGAGAAGCAGAUUUCGUCUCCAGUGAAAUUCACUCUUAUCUUUUAGUAGGGGGGAUAGCCUACCCACACACCCACAUACCCACCCCCAGACUCCCGGUUCGACUGUCUCCCGAUCAACCACGAGGUGGCGGCACCAGAUUGGCACUAGCCCUGAUGAUCACAAAGACCCCGCUCCACCUCUUUUCAGCCAAUCCAGAGCUGAUGUCUGAGAGGGCGAGGGGGUACGUUUGUUCCGGAGUCUUGAAGAGACAAGCUACAUCACGAUAAAUGGAGGAGAAGGAGCGAUGCAGGAGCAGGUCUCCAGCUCGGAGGGCCAGUCGGGUGCAGCAGGUGGUGGGAACAAUAAUACGACGCACUCGAGAGUCACUUAGCAGAGAGCGGUUGCUAGGUGAUGGGAGGUCGCAGCGCUCCAACAGUCUGUCCAAUCAGAACUUCCAGGCCAAGCUCACGUUGCAGAUUACCAGGGACCCAGUUCUGGACAGCAGCACUGGACAUGGCUUCACCCUCACCACAAACGCCCCCCUGCUGGUCAGGGACAUCGCCCCAGGAAGUCCUGCAGAUGGGAUACUAUUCCCAGGGGACCAGGUGCUGCAGAUUAAUGAUACAGUGAUGGAGGAUUUGAGUGAAGAGCAGGUGGAAAACGUCUUAAGGAACUUGGAAGACUGUAUCAAUGUGACUAUCCUGCGGCACAUGACAAAUCCCAAGUCAUCUAUUAUGUCAGCAGAGAAGAGAGCUCGUCUGAGGAGUAAUCCAGUUAAAGUGCGCUUUGCAGAGGAGGUGGUGGUCAAUGGGCACACUCAGGGAAACUCUCUUCUCUUCCUGCCCAAUGUUCUGAAAGUCUAUUUAGAGAACGGACAGACCAAGGCUUUCAAGUUCGACAACAACACCACUGUCAAGGACAUUGUUCUGACUUUGAAGGAUAAACUGUCCAUCCGGGCCAUUGAGUACUUUGCCCUGGUGCUAGAGCAACAGUACAGCAUCACCAAACUACUGCUGCUGCAUGAAGAUGAGCUCAUUCAGAGGGUGGUGCAAAAGAAAGACUCCCACGAUUACAGGUGUCUCUUCAGGGUUUGUUUCAUCCCCAGAGACCCAGCAGACCUGCUGCAGGAUGACCCCUCUGCCUUUGAGUACUUCUUUUUACAGAGUGUUGGAGAUGUGCUGCAGGAGCGUUUUGCAGUGGAGAUGAAGUGUAACACUGCACUCCGCCUGGCAGCCCUGCACAUGCAUGAGAGACUAGAUAGUUGUGGACAGACCAGGACCUCUAUCAAGAGUAUUACAAAGGAGUUUGGCCUGGACAGCUUCAUCUCUCCUACGCUGCUGGGCAACAUGAGAGAGAAGGACCUGAGGAAAGCCAUCAGCUACCACCUCAAAAAGAUCCAGUCCCUGCUAGAGCCACGCCAGAAGGUAAUAUCUGCCACUCAGGCUCGGUUGGCCUACCUCACUCAGCUGGGAGAGCUCAUUUCUUAUGGUGGCCGGUCCUACACAGCCACAAUGAUGCUUCAGGACAGGGAAGUGUUGGUCACGUUGCUGGUAGGAGCCAAGUACGGCAUGAGUCAGGUCAUCAACCACAAGCUCAAUGUGAUCUCUACCCUGGUCGAGUUCAGCAGCAUCAGCCGAGUGGAACUGCUCACAGAGUCGGACAAAGUCAGCUUACUGCGCAUCUCACUGCAUGACAUGAAGCCAUUUGCCUUACUGAUGGACUCUCUGGCAGCCAAAGACUUAGGGUGUCUGCUGGGAGGCUACUGCAAACUCCUUGUGGAUCCCAAUGUUAAUGUCUUCCGUCUGGGGCGCCCAAAAGUGAGGGUGCACCGGAUUCCUGCUGAAGAAGGUGUGUGUGGGAGGUUCGCCGUAAUAGAGGGCGUGUGCUAUGAAUCCCUAUCAAGUUAUGUAUCUCGCUGCUGCAGUGACUCAGAUGACUCAACAGAUGAGGAUGACCCAAUGGAUUCUCAGAAUUACAAACGCCCAGACCCAGCAAGUCAGGACUGGGAAGAGAGGAGGAGAGAGGAGGAAGGGAAGAGGCGAGAGGAAGAAAGAAAAGAGAGAGAGGAGCACAAAGGCAAACAGGAAGUGAAGAUAAUAGUGACAACAGAAGGCAAAGAAAAUGAGAGUCCAGAAGAAGGAGGAGCAACAGGAAGUGGUCUGCAUAAAUUCAGUGUUAUGGAUGAAGAAAUGAACUUGGAGACUACCUGGUACCACACUGACCCACGGGUCACCAGCAGCUUCUCCAGCUUGUCCAGCGGUUCCUUGAGCGCUGCCAUGGAGGAGAGCAGUGCUGCUGCCAAAUCCAGAUCUCGCCUUCACAGCCCACACACAGGCGAGGAUGUUUCUAACUUGGAUGUUCACCACCCCUACCUCCUGGAGCCAAAACGCCACCAAGGGCCCCUAAGGCCCACCAACCUCAAUUACCUUGGGAAUGACAGCUCUUGCCUCUGCUUUGCUGACCUCUCCAAGGCUGAUUUCCUACCAAGCCCACCUGAGGCUACUAGUGAUGAUGAUGAUGACGACGAUGAAGAGGAUGAAGAGCGGGGGGCCGAGACACUUAGACGUAUUUCUAAGAUUCCUAGUUCAAGAGAUUUGAGAAUGAUUGACAGCAUACCCUUUCAAAGAUCACCCAUUAAAAGAAAGAAAAAAAUUCCUCCCAAAGUCCCACUAAGGACAAGUUCAAUUCCUGGGCACAAAGCAGGACAGGCUGAGAACCGCCUGUCAAAGGAUGAAGAGAGUAUGUUUCUGACACCGUCACCCAAUUCCAAACCAGCUCUUUUGGUCAAAGACAAUGUCUCAGAUUCUGAGGAUGAGUUUUUUGAUGCACAAGAGAGAUUUACUCCGCCAGUUCCUGAUCUGUCAGAUGCUGAGCUGGCUGACCGACGCAAUGCUAAUCGUUUGAGUGGAACCUGGAAUGGUCUUCCAGCUGUCCCAGGGAAAGAGCCAUCAUCUCCACUUGCCAGUAAAAGCCAAUCCUAUAAAACCAAGAGGGAAGCAGAGUCAUUUAAAGCCCCCUCAAAUCAACUCAAUAACCAGCAAACCAGUACUCCAAAGCCAUCACAGAAACCUGAUGUUAAGGUCAAACCACCAUUGGCACCGAAGCCCCAGCUGCCUCCCAAACCUCAGCACAUUCUUCCCAAGUCCCCCCAGCAUGGGAGAUCAUAUGCCCAAUGCAAUGGGGAUGCCUCUGGACGUUUGUCUUCUGAACUCCUUGAAAUGGAGCCAGACACCAUGGAGUUCAAGUCUGUUACAUCAGGUGGAUUGCCUCUGUCAUCAUCCCUGAUCACGGCAGUGCGAUAUAGCAAGCAAUCAUUACCACAAGAUGAAGAAAAGACAAAAAGGCAGGAAAAAAGCCCAAAACAUAGCAAAGAUGUAGAUAAUGGAGCAGGUAUUGUUCCCAAAAAAGAAAAAUACAUUCCUGAUGAAAUGCAAAUUCCUGAAGCUGAGGGGAAAAACAGUGGAACUGACCUGCUAACAAAGAGGCCACCAAACCUAACCCCUAUCCCUCGCUCUAAUUCAGGAACAAAGCUAUCAAUUCCCCCUGCAGUGCCUCCCAAACCCACGUCGCCCAGCAAUCUUCACCCCUUAUCGCUACCUGCUAGUUCUCCUGUCUCUCCUACUGAUCCAAACAAAGGGAUCUUUAAGGAUGCCAUCAGUCCACCAAAUGGAAUUCACCCUUGGAGCAGUCGUAAUGGUAGCAUCCAGUCAGGACCUAGAAGGGUCUCCCUGAGCCACGAGAGCCUUUCACCCAAAAAUACAGAUGCGCCUCUUACGCUUACCACCUCCCUCACCUCAACCAAUUCUAAAGGGGGGCUAGAAAGCAGGGAGCCUGGAAGAUCUGGUUCAGGAUCUGACUUGAGAACAAGCUCCUCCAGUCUAGGAGGCAGACUACCUGCCUCUGCCCUGCGAGGGAAGAUUCAGGCCCUGCCUUGGUACAUGACCCGCUCCCAGGAGAUUCUAGGAACUCUGGACUAUCCAUCCACUAGCUCCAUCAAUGGAGACACAUCUGGAUUUGGCUCUGGGUUGUCUGUAGCCAGUGGUUUAUCAGACUUAAACAAAACUCCUGUCAAGGAAAAAGAGAGUGUGGUCUCAAAAUCAGAAAGCAAAGGAACCAUUUUAGAUGAUGGUGCUGAGGUUGUCAUAGCAACAAUCAAAGAGGCCCAAGAAUUGUCGUCACACAUGAAAACAGCCAGUGGCACAAAUGGCUCCCACCCUAAUCUGAGUUUUAGAGAAAAUAUUGCACACAGCAGCAGUGUUUCAUCCGAGCAGCCUCAGUCACGGUCUCACUCAGCAGUGGGGCUGGGAGGUGUGUCCAGCAUGGAGAUUGGUGGUGACUCACCAACCUCCUCACUAGCAGACAGCACCCCUCCACAGCAACAUCGGGAGGCAUGCGGCUGCCGCACUGUUUACGCCAACUGCUUCAGUGGAGACACCGAGGAUGGCGUUAGCUUUGAUGAAGAGCUCACAGUUUAUGAGUUCUCCCGUCGCAUACGCACCAAACCUGUCCAACCGGCACCUGCCCCUUCUCCAACAACACCCUCUCUAAAACCCAAUAUUCUUUCACUGCUGAGGGACAACCCUCGCCCACUGUCUACUUUCUCCACCACCUCUUCUGAACUCAGCCCUCUUGUUUCAUGUCCAGUUUCACCCACAACCUCACUCGGUGGUCCUUUUCGCUCACUAACUAACAAGAAUUAUGGUGGGCUGAAGGGGGGCUUUGCUUCUCUGCGUCAAGAUAUAGAUCAGCUUCUUCUGGUCUUAGAAAGAGGUGCACUUGAGCAAAGCCAACAAACAUCAUUCCAAGAUUCAAAGCAAGAUAGCACAAACAUAAAAGUAGGGCCUGAUCUAAAUCACAAUGGAACUGAAGACAGAAUUACCCCAGCACCAAGCCUAAAGUGUCCUAGGAUGACCCUUGCUACCAUGACGGAGCCUGAGAGGAGUCUUCUUCAGGCUGAGGCUCGACGAUUAGCAUCUGGAUGUCAACGGGCCACACGGGUAGGCUGGGCACCUGAUGAAGCCCUACGUUCUUUAUCCAACAGUUUUAGUGCCCUAGUACAGCUGUCAGCAGCCUGCCUGCGAACAAACCCUUGCCCCGGUUGUGACAUGUGCCAUAACACAAAUCUGGUCCACAAAUUUGAGGACAAUGACAGCCAGGAGGCCAUGGACAAGCUGAAAGAGAUAGUGAGUCUGUAUCGGGAGUUUGUUGGGGCUGUUGAGACAGCUGGAACUGGCGCUGGGGCAGGGGGUAGGAGCGGGGGCGUCACUGGGUCUGGACAGGGUCAGGGUGAGGGUGAUGGGGUAAGGCUGCUAGCCAAAAGAUGCACUGUGCUCAUUUCAUCCGUAUUCGCACUCACACAGCUCUUUCGGACACCCGCAGUAGAGCCCUCGGAAACACCCGGACACGUACCUCUUAACUUUUGAUCUGUGAACUUUUACCCACUAAUAACACACUGACUCUAGAGGUUGAGACAAGAAGAAGCACCACAGAGCUAUCUGGUGUCUAGCUCCUGUGUUUUUUGUACAGUAAGUGCCAUGCACACUACACCACAGCACACACAUCACACACACACACAC
This is a messenger RNA of Archocentrus centrarchus (flier cichlid), 5653 nucleotides long. It is a transcript of the gene frmpd1b, whose product is annotated as FERM and PDZ domain containing 1b. Gene Ontology annotation, cellular component: cytoskeleton. Gene Ontology annotation, molecular function: protein binding. NCBI's taxonomy places the organism in Eukaryota, Metazoa, Chordata, Actinopteri, Cichliformes, Cichlidae. The record is from RefSeq and is a predicted model, not a curated record. The transcript is spliced from 17 exons. The coding region runs from base 365 to 5500 and encodes 1711 amino acids.